Molecule: messenger RNA, 2172 nt
Organism: Oryza brachyantha (malo sina)
Lineage: Eukaryota; Viridiplantae; Streptophyta; Magnoliopsida; Poales; Poaceae
Product: zinc finger BED domain-containing protein RICESLEEPER 3-like
Exons: 1
Coding region: 1-2172 (723 amino acids)
Molecular function (GO): DNA binding; protein dimerization activity
Source: RefSeq, a predicted model, not a curated record
AUGGUGCAUGGCAGUGAGAUAGUUGGUAACGAGAUGAUCCAUGGCAACGAGAUGGUAGUUCAUGACAGUGUGAUGAUCCAUGGUAACGAGAUGGCUCAGGAGAAUGGGUUCCAUGGAAGUGCUGAGAUGGUUCAAAGGAGUAACAUGAUCCAUGGCAAUGAAAUCAUUCGAGUUAAUCAACCAGUUAACGAGGCGAUCAAUGGUGAUAAGAUGGCCCAUGGCAAUGAAUUGGUCGUCGUGGAGGCGGCGAUUCCGCCAACCGCAUCAAGACGCCGGAGGAAGAAGUCGGUGGUCUGGGAGCACUUCACGAUUGAAGAAAUGCCCGGGGGGGAUUCACGGGCUUCCUGCAAUCUAUGCAAGCAAUCCUUUGCAUACAGCUCUGGCUCAAAAAUUUCUGGGACCAGCCAUCUCAAGAGGCACAUCUCCCUGGCUUCAUGUCCGGUGUUGAAGUAUGAAGACAGGAAACUGGCACUGCCCUUAGCGACAGUAACUGACAAUGAUGGUGAGGGUGCUGCUGCAGCAGAACGUCCUGCUAAGAGGCGUUACAGAUCUACCACCGGCACAUUUGAUCAGGAUCGCACUUGCUCGAACCUGGCGAAGAUGGUGAUCUUGCAUGGCUACCCACUACACAUUGCUGAGCAGCGAGGCUUCACUGCGUUGAUUGGGAGCCUGCAGCCUCGUUUCAGGGUGGUAGGUGUUGAUACAAUUGAGGGACAGGUGCAUGCUGUUUAUCAGAAAGAGAAGAAGAACUUGAUGCAGGUGUUCAGCACUAUGCCUGGAAGGGUCAGCCUCACUGUAGGACUGUGGACAACCACCCAGACCCUUGGCUAUGUUUCACUUGCAGCGCAGUUUAUUGACACCGAGUGGAGAGUGCGUCGAACAAUGGUUAACUUCACGAUGGUGUCUUCGCCGCAUUCAGAGAAUGCACUUAGUGAAGCUAUCAGUACAAGCCUCUCAGACUGGAACAUGAAGGACAGGCUAUUCACCAUCACAUUGGAUAAUGAUCAUUCGUCACAUGAUAUCUACAGUGCAAACUUGGUAGACUCUCUAUCCAAGAAGGGCAACCUCAUCAUCAAGGGCCAGUUGUUUGUUGUCAGGUGCUAUGCACAUACACUGAAUGCAGUUGCUCAAGAUGUUGUUGCUUCUAUUCAGGGUGUGAUUUAUCAUAUCCGCGAAAGCAUAAAGUUCAUAAAAUCUGAUUCUGUCCACGAGGAGAAGUUUGCAGAGAUUGCUCUGCUGUUGGAGAUCCCCAGUGCAAAGACCCUUUGUCUGGAUGUGACAACCCAGUGGAAUACAACUUAUCUUAUGCUUCUGGCUGCAUUGGAUUAUCAGCAGGUAUUCAAAGCAUUAGAGACUUGUGAUGUUAACUACAAUGAAGCACCGUCUGCAGAGGACUGGAAGAAGGUCGAGGCAGCAUGCGGCUAUCUGAAUCUGCUCUAUGAUUCUGCACACAACAUCAUGGCUGCACCAAAUCCAACUUCAAAUAUAUUUUUCCAUGAGGCAUGGAAGCUUCAGUCAGAGCUCUGUAACGCCAUCGCCCACGAAGAUCCAACCCUCAGGAGCAUUGCCAAAAUCAUGCACGAGAGGCACGACAAGUACUGGAAGGACUGCAACCUCGUGCUGGCCAUCGCCGUUGUCAUGGACCCGCGAUUCAAGAUGAAGCUCGUCGAGUUCAGCUACUCGAAAAUCCAUGGCGUUGAGGCCGCAAAGCAUGUCAAGGCGGUGGAUGAUGCCGUCCACGAUGUCUACAGCGAGUACGCCGUGCAAGGGGAAGAAGCCGAUCGAGACACCCAUGUAAGCUGCAGGAACACUGCUGCUGUGUCAACCCCACCCAACGGCGACGAACUCUUGGACUUCGACGUGUAUCUCUCGGAGAUUUCGGUGAGCAGGCCGUCGAAGUCUGAGCUAGAUCAGUACCUGGAAGAAGCCCUGCUGCCUCGCGUCCAAGAGCUCGACGUCCUGGAGUGGUGGAGGCUCAACACGCUCAAGUUUCCGACGCUCUCCAAGAUGGCUCGUGAUGUACUGGCCAUCCCGGUGUCCAUGGCGAGCGGUGGCGGCAGCUCCAUCUUUUCGGCGGCGGCAACCGGAAGCCGGAUGCUCGAUGACUACCGAAGCUCCCUGCGUCCUGAAACUGUGGAGGCUCUUUUCUGUGCGAAGGACUGGCUACGGUAG